Messenger RNA from Leptosia nina, 1437 nucleotides. The record is from the annotation of a GenBank genome assembly. NCBI's taxonomy places the organism in Eukaryota, Metazoa, Arthropoda, Insecta, Lepidoptera, Pieridae.
AUGACAAUUCAUCUUACUAUAGAAAAUGUGGAUAAGUAUGAAUUGGUUGACAAGGAUAUUUCUGGUCUUCCUUAUCUCAAAGUUUUAAGGAAGGAUGAUGCAGUUCCUCUACUGUAUGAUAGUCAAUUUAACUUAAGUGAACCCCUUACACGAAAAAAGCACCAGUCUGAUUCACUACCCGUGGUGACACAGUUGAUGAGAAAACUUACUGAAGCCAAAUAUAGCGUAAGACAAAACGAAUCUAACCUUCAGGAAUAUGUAAAAAUUAAGCAAGCGGCUGCCUUUUCUUUGUAUGAGACCGGCAACCCUAAUUCAGAAGAUUCUAUGUUUAAAACAGGAACAAAUAUAAUAACAAAGGUAUUAGAGAUUAAAACAAAGAAGCCAUGUGUGAAAUUAUGUAACAAGAAAGUAAUUGUCAUUGUUAACAUUGAAAAUGAGAACACUGAACCCAUAGACAACAUCCACAUUCUAUUUCAUGGAUUACAGAAGAAAUCAACCGAGUACACAACAAAAAUAUAUGAAGAGACAAGUUAUUCCCCCUAUUGGAGGGAAAAGGAUUUCCAUUCUAUAAAGUCAAAUGAAGAAUGCUCCAUCAUAGGGAUAAUUGAAAUGAAAGAACUAAAAUAUUCCGUUUCAAAGAUUGAAUUUGAAGCAGUGUUGUCAUAUAUGAAACAGGGAAAGAGCUACGUAUUGCCUUUAGAUGAUGUGUCAAUAUCUGCAAUAGAUACCAUGGGGGAAAACUUUGAUAUCUUACAAAGUAGUGAAGAGGACAAAUACAAAGUUCUGGCCAUAUUAGCAACUUCUGAAAAGACUGAUAUAAAUCUAAGACAUAUUGAUCAUAAGGAAAACCCUAUUAAUAUAUUAGAAGCAAUAUCUAAUCAUUUGGAUAUAGAAAGAUUAGGAAAUUUGAAAAAUGUCCUUAUCCACAAGAAAUCUUUGAACCACAUUCUUUAUGGCUUAACACUUAUAUUCCUGGAAGAAACCAAUCUCAGCGCUUGUGUAACUGUUCAGAUUUAUUCUAGGUCACCUGCACAAGUCCUAGCUUUUAUUCACUACUUAUAUGACGGUGUACCUUAUAGAAUAAUGGCAACAUUACCCAACCACAUUGUCACUUCCAAAAGUGAGGAUUUGUCCCACCUUGACAGUGAAAAGAUAGAUAACCCACAAAUUGAUUACACUUCCUACGCAACAACUAUUAUAAACCAGUCGAAAAUCAUGUUACAAUAUCUAGACGAGUGCAUUGUUAAAAUGAAUGAAAAUACUUCUCCUGAAGUGCAGAGUAAAAUCGGUCAUCAAAUACAAAUAUUGUCUAUGGGCCUUCCAGAGUUUUUGAAGUUUAGGAACAAGGUGCUGCAAGAAGCGAGUAAUGGGAUACAAGGGUUGAAGUUGAAGGAGAAGAUUGAUACACUAUCGGUGGACAUGAUGGAUGAAUCAUAA